This is a messenger RNA of Eurypyga helias (sunbittern), 3364 nucleotides long. RefSeq names its product Janus kinase 1 (gene JAK1). Gene Ontology annotation, molecular function: cytokine receptor binding; ATP binding; non-membrane spanning protein tyrosine kinase activity. Gene Ontology annotation, biological process: cytokine-mediated signaling pathway; cell differentiation; hemopoiesis. The transcript has 23 exons. Lineage: Eukaryota; Metazoa; Chordata; Aves; Eurypygiformes; Eurypygidae. Gene Ontology annotation, cellular component: membrane; cytoskeleton; cytosol. The annotation marks the transcript as partial. The record is from RefSeq and is a predicted model, not a curated record.
AGCCAGAGGCAAGGAGCUCUUGGAGAGCGUGAAGAUAAUCCCUUUUGGUUGUGUAGAGGAGCAGACAGUCACAUAAAUGCAGUAUCUAAAUGUAAAAGAAGAUUGCAAAGCCAUGGCUUUCUGUGCAAAAAUGAGGAGCACAAAGAAGAGCGAAGUAAACCUGGAAGCUCAGCAUCAGGGUUUAGAAAUACUUUUCUACCUGCAAGAUAAAAAUCCCAUUUGCUACACCAGCGGCGAGUUUACCUCGGAGGAGCUGUGCAUCGAAGCUGCCCAGAAGUGUUCUAUAUCUCCUCUCUGCCAUAAUCUCUUUGCUCUGUAUGAUGAAAACAAGAGACUCUGGUAUGCGCCAAACCAGGUCUUUAAGAUAGAGGAGAAAACAUCUCACCGGCUCUAUUAUCGAAUGAGAUACUACUUCACAAACUGGCAUGGGACUAGUGAAAACGAACCCUCAGUGUGGAGGCAUUCGCCGAGGAAGGCAAAGAACGCCUACGAGAAGAAGCUGGGGCCAGAAGGAACCCCCAUACUUGAUGCAAGCUCAUUAGAAUACAUCUUUGCACAGGGUCAGUAUGACUUAGUAAAAGGCCUGGCACCAAUCCGUGAUCCUAAAAACGAUCAAGAGGUUCACGAAAUUGAAAACGAAUGUCUGGGGAUGGCUGUCCUUGCGAUCUCUCACUAUGCCAUCAAGAAAAAUGUGAAGCUUCCCGAGCUUCCCAAGGAUAUCAGUUAUAAACAUUAUAUUCCCGAAACUUUGAACAAGACAAUCAGACAGAGGAAUUUCUUAACCCGGAUUCGGAUAAAUAAUGUUUUCAAGCAUUUCCUUAAGGAGUUCAACAACAAAACCAUUUGCGACAGUAGCGUGUCUCCACGUGAUCUGAAAGUUAAAUACUUAUCAACAAUGGAGACCUUGACUAAACAUUAUGGAGCAGAAAUUUUUGAGACUUCCUUUUUGCUGAUUUCAUCUGAGAACGAAAUAAAUAGAUUUAAUUGCGGAGACGGUGAGAUCCUCCCACUGUACGAAGUCAUCGUGACAGGAAACAAUGGAAUUCAGUGGAGGCUCAAGCCAAAUCCUGUACAGACAGAGAAAGAGAAGAAGAAAAAAUCGGAUGGCAAAGCCAAAAGGGAUGAGGAAAAACUCAAGAUUCGUGACUCGUGGAACAACUUUUCCUAUUUCCCUGAAAUCACCCACAUUGUCAUCAAGGAGUCUACAGUUAGCAUCAACAAGCAGGAUAACAAAAGGAUGGAAUUAAAGCUGUCCUCGCACGAGGAGGCCCUGUCGUUCGCGUCGCUGAUAGACGGGUACUUCAGGCUUACAGCAGAUGCCCACCAUUACCUCUGCACGGAUGUGGCUCCUCCGCUGAUCGAGCACAACAUAAAGAAUGGCUGUCACGGACCCAUUUGCACGGAAUACGCCAUCAACAAACUGCGACAGGAAGGGAACGAAGCUGGGAUGUACGUGUUGAGAUGGAGCUGCACGAACUUUAACCACAUUCUCAUGACGGUGACCUGUUUUGAAGGCUCAGAGCAGAUGAUAAAUAAUUCAAUCCAGUACAAGAACUUCCAGAUUGAGGUGAAGAAAGGCGGCUACUUCCUACAUGGUUCAAACAAGUCUUUCUCAUCCUUGAAAGAGCUGAUGGAUCACCUGAAGGGACAGAUACUACGGACGGACAACAUAAGCUUUACACUGAAGAGGUGCUGCCAACCAAAACCAAGAGAAAUCUCCAACUUGCUAGUUGCAACCAAGAAGGCGCAGGAAUGGCAGCCCGUGUACCACCUAGGGCAGCUGAGCUUCCAUCGAAUCCUCAAGGAGGAAAUCAUGCAGGGCGAACAUCUUGGAAGAGGGACGAGAACACAGAUUUACUCGGGGAUUCUCAACUACAAAGAUGAUGAGAAUGAAGGAUAUCAAAAUGAGAAGGAGAUUAAAGUCCUCCUCAAAGUCUUGGACCCCAGCCACAGAGACAUUUCUUUGGCGUUCUUUGAGACGGCGAGCAUGAUGAGGCAGGUGUCUCACAAGCACAUUGUCCUCCUCCACGGCGUCUGCGUCCGAGAUGUCGAAAAUAUCAUGGUUGAAGAGUUUGUUGAAUUUGGGCCUCUGGAUCUGUUUAUGCAUCGGGAGGAUAAGGAUUUGGUACAUGGAAACGUGUGUACUAAAAACAUCCUGCUGGCAAGAGAGGGAAUCGACACGGAGUACGGUCCUUUCAUAAAGCUGAGCGACCCGGGAAUACCAGUAACUGUGCUGUCCAGACAAGAAUGUGUUGAGCGAAUCCCCUGGAUUGCACCCGAAUGCGUUGAAGACUCCAAAAAUCUAAGCAUUGCGGCAGAUAAGUGGAGUUUUGGCACAACACUGUGGGAAAUCUGCUACAAUGGAGAAAUCCCACUGAAAGACAAGACGUUAGCAGAGAAGGAGCGGUUCUACGAGGGGCAUUUCGUGUUGGCGACGCCGUCGUGCAAGGAGCUAGCUGACCUGAUGAAGCAGUGCAUGAACUACGACCCCCACCAGAGACCCUUCUUCCGGGCAAUCAUGAGGGACAUCAACAAACUGGAGGAACAGAAUCCUGAUAUCAUCUCGGAGAAGAAACCCUUCACAGAGGUCGACCCCACGCUCUUUGAGAAACGGUUCUUGAAAAGAAUCCGCGAUCUGGGAGAGGGCCACUUCGGGAAGGUUGAGCUCUGCAGGUACGACCCGGAAGGCGACAAUACAGGGGAGCAGGUGGCAGUUAAAUCUCUAAAGCCAGAGAGUGGAGGGAAUCACAUCGCUGAUCUCAAGAAGGAAAUAGAAAUCUUGAGGAAUCUCUAUCACGAGAACAUCGUCAAAUACAAGGGAAUUUGCACGGAAGACGGAGGAAGUGGGAUUAAGCUCAUCAUGGAAUUUCUUCCUUCUGGGAGCCUAAAGGAGUAUCUCCCACGGAACAAGAACAAAAUCAACCUCAAACAGCUGCUCAGAUACGCGGUUCAGAUCUGCAAGGGAAUGGACUAUCUGGGCUCCCGUCAGUAUGUGCACCGCGACCUGGCUGCCAGGAACGUCCUGGUGGAAAGCGAGAACAGAGUGAAGAUCGGAGACUUCGGCCUCACCAAAGCAAUCGAGACGGAUAAGGAGUACUACACCGUCAAGGACGACCUCGACAGCCCCGUCUUCUGGUACGCUCCGGAAUGCCUGCUGCAGAGCAAGUUUUAUAUUGCCUCCGAUGUCUGGUCGUUCGGGGUGACGCUGUACGAACUGCUUACCUACUGCGACUCGGAGUCCAGCCCCAUGGCGGAGUUCUUGAAAAUGAUCGGCCCCACGCAGGGACAGAUGACGGUAGCGCGGCUGGUGCGCGUCUUGCAGGAAGAGAAGCGUUUGCCGCGUCCACCCAACUGCCCGGAGGAG